CAUUGUCCGUGUUCUUCCGUCUUUUAUAGGCAUUACGCGUUUAUUGCUUAUAGUUGUUAGUUGACACUGUUCGCUGUUGACAUUCGAUCAGUGAAUUCCUUUCCGUAAACUCAUUUUGUAUUUUGAAAUUGACGCGUAGUGCGUACCUAUCGAUAUUUUUUCUAAUUUUUAAAAAUAAUACCUAAGAUGCCCAAAAGACGAUGUAGUUUUAAUCUAAAAUUAAAAACGCAGUUUCCUAAUUUAAGAGAUGCUGACGAAAUAGGGAAAGUUCUGUGUACCGAGUGUAAAUCUGUAUUCUCAAUAGAACAUGGUGGGAUAUCAGAUAUCAAACAGCACUUACAAAAACGCAAACAUGUAUUGGCCGUGUCUAGUUCUAGCAGUGCUAAUAAAUUAGCGUCAUAUUUUAUCAAUAAAGGAAAAUCUGGGCUAUCAGAUGAGAGCAAACAUAUUGCGGCAGAAGAAGGUAUGUUUGCUUUUGAUACUAUAAUGCACAAUCAUUCUAUUCGAUCCAUGGAUUGUACGUCCUCACUGAUAAAAAAAAUGCACGAUAAAAAAUUUUCUUGUGCUCGAACGAAAUGUGAAUUGAUUAUUUCAAAAGUAAUUGCCCCUUUUGCAAUGGAACAAGUUUUAGAAGAGUUAAAAAAUACUAAAUUUGCAACACUUAUGGUGGAUACAUCAAAUCACAAAAAUCUAAAACUUGUACCAAUUCUUAUCCGAUAUUUUAAUCCCAAAGAAGGUGUACAAGUCAAAGUUUUAGAAUUUACAAAUUUACAAGGUGAAACCGCGGAUAUUUUAACUAAAUACAUAAUGGAUGUUUUAAAAAAAUAUAAUCUAUCCGAUAAAAUAGUUGCCUUUUCGGGUGAUAAUUGUAAUACGAAUUUCGGUGGCGUCGAAAGAAAAGGCAUAAAAAAUGUUUAUGCAAUUCUUAACGAAAAUUUAAAAACAAAUAUUUCAGGCAUUGGUUGUGCGGCUCAUAUCUUACAUAACGCAAUGCAAACCUGUACGGAUAUUUUGCCAAUCGACAUUCAAUCCAUAGUUAAUAAAAUAUUUCAAUUUUUUCAUAUAUAUACAGUUCACGAGGAGCAAUUCAAAGAAUUUUGUGAUUUUGUAAAUGUCGAGUUCAAAAAUAUUUGGGCACUGUUAAAACACGAUGGUUAUCUUUGUUACCAGCUGUUACUAGAAUUUUAGAUUUAUUUCCAGCAUUAAAAACGUAUUUUCUAACUCUAGAUAAAUGUCCUACAAUUUUGAAACAGUUUUUCGAUAACCCUGUUUCUAUUGCAUGGUUGUAUUUUAUUCAAAGUCAAUUGAAGGUAGUUUGCGUCACAAUAACGAUAAUUGAAAGCGACAAUAUUUCAGCAAGUGAAGUAUAUGAAGAACUGGAAGUGGCAUGUGGAAAAAUAAGGAACAGGCGAGGCCAACAAUUUUUUAUAUCAAAAUUAGCUUUAAUCAUUGAAGACCUUGAUAAAAAAAAGAUAUACAGCAAAAAUAAUUUUAUAGAAAAAGUUGAUGAUUUUUAUAGUGUUUUCUUAUCUUACGUAAAAAAACGGAGUUUUCAUUUUGAACCAUUCAACAUUUUUCGAAAGAUUCAAUUAUUAAAUAUUCCUACUUGGGUAGACGUUCAAGAAAGUAUUCAAUAUUUAUUUAAAAAUAAAAAACUCAACCUAGAUUUGAACAUGGACGAGGAUUUGAUGAAUAUAAUCAUGUAGUUCAUGUGAUACAAGUUAAAAUUAUAGAA
Molecule: messenger RNA, 1735 nt
Organism: Metopolophium dirhodum (rose-grain aphid)
Lineage: Eukaryota; Metazoa; Arthropoda; Insecta; Hemiptera; Aphididae
Exons: 1
Coding region: 187-1188 (333 amino acids)
Source: RefSeq, a predicted model, not a curated record